AUGAGGAAGUGCAUGCUUCUUCUGCUUCUACCCUUGACAGUCCUGGCGAGUAGAUCGCCGGCUGCAGUGUUUGAAGAUGUGUUUGAGUUGGGCCGACCAAAUGCAGGCUUUCGGGCGACGACUGAAAGUCGGAACGGAAUGAAGGCAUACUUAAGAAAAAAGUAUCGCCAAAUGCGAGAUCCACUGCCACAGGCCUCAAUGAUGGCUGCUUACACUGCUGCCCACGAGCGGUACCAAAACAUGGAAGAGAAACAGUACGAUCGCGUACGUGUAGAAAAUUUGCGCAAACUGUCAUCGGUUCGCACGAAGCGCUUAGAUGGACAGCCAGCAGCGGAGAAGAAGCCGAAAAGACUGGAAAUAGUUCCACGGGAAAUGAUCAAGUUUGAGCUGUCCGAUGCCAUGAUAUUCACUCCGGACGUCGAUUCGCAAUCUUCAGAUCAAACGAAAGCGCGCACAAAACGAGAAGAACAAGGUUCGCCAUCGGUUCGCGUGGAGCCAGUUCCUCGGGAGAUACUUCGAUUCGAGUUGACUGAUGCAAUAGUAUCUAGACAGAAAAGUGAAACGGUAAACGGUAGUUCGACAGUAGCUCGAAGGCAUCGCCGGUCGGCCAGUCCCGAUCCGCGUGAUUACGUAAAAUUUGAGCUGGAAGAUGCCAAGCGGUCCGAACCUUACACUGGAAACAACGCAAAGGUGACAGAAAAUUUGCGACAUCCCUUUACGUCUUCCGACAGUUACAGGCGUGGAAAGGUGUUUGACGAAGUAGUGGAGCGUCCGCAGUCGGGCGGAAGACACUCUGAGUCUAGCAAGAAAGAGAAACGGGAGAGUGUGCAACCGUUGGAAGAAAACGAAGGAAACGAUAUGAACCCGGAGGAGUCUAGGCGCAUUAAGAUCAGAGGUAAAAAGCAGAAGCAGAUUGCCAACUACGAGGAUCUUCCACUUGGUGUGCAGAAGGCGAUCGACAUAGCGCUUAAGGAGAAUGAUCGCAUGAAUGGAAAAGGAAGAGAUAGCGCACUGGAGGGUUCGGUAGUUCAAUCUACUCCCAAGUACUUCUUCGGUGACAAGAAACCGAAGACAAAAAAACCGUACAGCGCUGCGACAAAAAUUUCCGAACCAAAGUUUGUCCCGAGUGCUAAACUGUCCGAUACUCAGCUGCCAAUAGUAGAAGAGGAGUCUAACGGACAAACUGGCUUUAUUCCGAGCAGGCCAAUCAGCACUGAUGCUGUAGUUUCGUCGGAAACGAGCGAUGCAACCAAAUCAAGGGGCUCUUCACUGCAGGGCAUCCCGAAAGCGUGGUGGUCAUACUCGGAUCUGCGACGACCGAAACGAUUAUAUCAUAAGGUUCCGGUACAACCGUUGGUAAUUAGUCCGCAGUACGUGAACACUUUUAAGCCGGCCAGUGAACAGCAGAGUAAGAUGAACGAUCUUUCGCCGGGUUACCAUCCACGAUCGGUUUUCUUUUCUCCGGUUACGUCUUCUAAUGGAGUGGCGACUGCACACUCCGCUGAUCAUGAAAGUUAUAAAACAUCGUUAUCGGAUGGUCCGGAAGAAGUUGUCAUAAAAGAACGGCCCAAGAUACAAUACGUGAUAAAAGAGAUACCCGUGCCGGUACAGAUGAAGCAGCCUCGCACCAAGAUCACGGUACAGCCUAGUAUAUCGAUAUCCUAUGAUAAAGAUGUCACAAGUCCCGGAACGGGUGGAGGUGCUAGUGGUCAGGGAUAUGACAACCCGUAUGGACCAAUCGAGCUACAGUACGGCCACAGCCAAACGGCAAAAGAACCAGCACAGUCGUUCCAAAGCAUGAAAAUAGUGAUACCAGACUCUAAAGAAGAGUCUCGUGAGCAGGAAAAUUACUACGAUAGCAAGAAGUACUCGCGGCUAAUCGAUACAACGCAACCCACCCCUACACAGUCUAACGAAAUAGACACAUCCGGGGGGAGCAUUGCAGCGUUAUCGGCCUUAAUUGGACAGCGACCGAGUGUGCAAUUGCAGGGACUAAAUCAGCUACUUCACAUGCCCGUACCAAUGGGUGGCCAUGAGAAACAGCAUCGUCCUCAGGACAGCACUGCUCCAGUGACAUUCCCGGAAUCAUCAACACCGACACCGAAGCCAUCACGGCCGGGUUAUCGAUCGGUCCAAAUCGAUCAUGGGCCGAAAGGAGUGUAUGAUGAUAGCAUUUAUCAUACGGUCCAGAUGAACCCACAGCUACAGAUACCGUCGAGUAAGGAAUACACGCCGAUCAAAGAAGAUGUGUCCGACGUUUUGGACUCCGAUUUUGAUGGACCCACUAUUGGGCCUCCCACUCACACGGCGCAUGCUGUCAGAUCGCAUACGCCUAUUCCGGCCCAAAUAGUAGAACAUCACGAAUUUAACGAAGAGGAAGCUGGCCAUGAAACAAACGCGUACCGUCACAUCAACAUCCACAGUACUCCAGCCCCUCCGGAGCACAGUGAAUCGAUAGCACAUCACUAUCAAGAGCAGCAUCACCACCAUCAUCACCCUAGCAGCGAUCAUUAUGAUGACUCGGAAGGGUAUGCGUUUGGGUACAGAGUUCGAGAUUUCCACACUGGAAACGACUUCGGUCACGUGCAGAACCAUGACAAUGGUGUUACGCGUGGAGAGUAUCAUAUUUUACUGCCGGACGGUCGAGUGCAAAAUGUGCGCUAUACUGCCGAUGAGAAAGGUUUCCAUGCAGAUGUCACAUACGAAAGCGUCCAUCCGGCGUCACACAGUCGAAAGUGA
Anopheles maculipalpis is the source of this 2739-nucleotide messenger RNA. RefSeq lists its product as uncharacterized. Bases 1 to 2739 code for a protein of 912 amino acids. Lineage: Eukaryota; Metazoa; Arthropoda; Insecta; Diptera; Culicidae. The record is from RefSeq and is a predicted model, not a curated record. Gene Ontology annotation, cellular component: extracellular matrix. The transcript is spliced from 4 exons.